This is a messenger RNA of Melanotaenia boesemani (Boeseman's rainbowfish), 4698 nucleotides long. It is a transcript of the gene crtc1a, whose product is annotated as CREB regulated transcription coactivator 1a. Lineage: Eukaryota; Metazoa; Chordata; Actinopteri; Atheriniformes; Melanotaeniidae. Gene Ontology annotation, molecular function: cAMP response element binding protein binding. The transcript has 14 exons. The record is from RefSeq and is a predicted model, not a curated record. Gene Ontology annotation, cellular component: nucleus; cytoplasm. Gene Ontology annotation, biological process: positive regulation of transcription by RNA polymerase II; protein homotetramerization. Bases 58 to 1713 code for a protein of 551 amino acids.
CUUACUCCGUGUACCUUGACACUGAACACUGAAGGAAAACGAGCAGAGGAGCGAAACAUGGCGACCUCGAACAAUCCGCGGAAAUUCAGCGAGAAAAUCGCUUUACAUAACCAGAAGCAGGCGGAGGAGACCGCGGCGUUUGAAGAAGUGAUGAAGGACCUCAGCAUUACUCGGGCGGCGAGGUUACAGUUGCAGAAGACUAAUUAUUUGCAGCUUGGACAGAACCGAGGGCAGUACUAUGGAGGUUCUUUGCCAAAUGUCAAUCAGGUUGGAAACAGCACUGUUGACGUGCCUUUUCAGAAUUCAGGGCUUGACUCAAACAGAUCGACCCGCCACCACGGGCUGGUGGACAGAGUCUACCGGGACCGGAACCGCAUUGCAUCACCCAAUCGAAAAUCCAUGAUGAUCGACAAACAUGGACGGCAGAUUGACAGCUGUCCAUAUGGCUCAGUUUAUCUGUCACCUCCACCUGACACCAGCUGGAGAAGGACAAAUUCGGACUCAGCGUUGCACCAGAGCACAUUAACUCCGGCACAGCAGGCCUCCUUCAAUGGAGGAUCUCAGGAGCUCCAGCCAAAACGAGUUCUGUUGCUGACAGUACCGGGUUCUGGAACAGUUAAACAGGAGGUCCGUGAAGAUGGACAACAUCAGAACUGGGACUGUAAAAAGAACAUGUCGCAAUCCAAGCCCUGUCAAGUUCCUGGGAUCCACAUAUUCCCGACUCCGGACCAGCACCUGACCACAUCACUGAAACCAGCAGUCCAUAGCAGUGGCGGUUCUCUUCCUGACCUGACCACCAUCCAGUUCCCUCCUCCGCUGCCCACCCCGCUCGACUCGGAUGAUGCAUCUGCCUCCUCGUUCGGCCCGUCCAGCAACGCACAGACUCUGGCGAACACACAAGGAGCCAACAACACUCAGCCCACAGUAACCGUGGAAAUGCAGCCUGGGCAGGACGACAUGGUUCCUCUCGUCCUGAAUGCAGGAGAAUCCCACCAGCAACAGAACCUGCAGCUCUCCCCAACAUCUCCACCUCUCCCUCUGUCUCAGGCAGCCAUCAAUGCCAUGAACCUGGAGCAGCAGCUGUCCCAGUAUACCUUCUUCAACCAGCAGCAGCCAUCUCAGACACAACAGAACCAGCAAGCUUCCUCCCUGCAACAGUACCGGAGCAGGGUUGGAUCAUCUGCCAAUCAGUCUCCAACCUCUCCCAUCUCCAAUCAAGGCUUCUCACCUGGAGGCUCGCCUCAACAUAACUCCAUACUGGGCAGUGUGUUUGCAGACUUCUAUGACCAACAGCUGCCGUCCAUUCAAGCCAGCGCUCUCUCACAGCAGUUGGAGCAGUUCAACAUGAUGGAGACCCCCAUCAGUUCUGACAGCCUGUUUAACCAGACCUCCACCCUCAACUAUUCCCAGGCUCUUAUGAUGGGUUUGACUGGCCAUUGCAACAUACAAGAUGCACAGCAGCUGGGAUACAGUAGCCAUUGCAACAUCCCCAACAUCAUUCUCACAGUGAGCGGUGAGUCUCCACCCAGCCUCCCCAAGGAUCUGGCCGGCUCGCUGUCCACCGACAUCAGCUUCGAUGUGGACUCCCAGUUCCCGCUGGACGAUCUGAAAAUCGACCCGCUGACGCUGGACGGCCUGCACAUGCUGAAUGACCCGGACAUGAUCCUGGCCGACCCUGCCACUGAGGAUGCGUUUCGCCUCGAUCGGUUGUAACCGGCUAUACUCAACAUGCUCGUGCACAAGUGUGUGAACUCUGCUGAGGAGAAGACAUCUGGAGUGGGAUGUUCAGGGGCCUUGUCUGGCUAGAGAUCAUCUUAAAAGAGGCCAUUGUAGGAAAUCAAAAUGUUUAAAGACUGCUGCCAAGUCCCCGUUAAGGUAUGGAACUUCUACUUCUGAGAAAGAAACAUCCAGUUUGGUUAAUUCAGACCAGUGGUUCCCAACCUGUUUUCCUCGAGGACCCCCUUCAUGCAAAUACUAAAUGCCAUGGACACUCCACCCCACCCGUACUGAAACCAUGCUGGUUUUAUGCUUUCAAAAAGAAGAUUCUCACCACAAACACUGUAUUCUGGCUGAGCCCUGACAUUCCAUAAAGCCAAAGUUAAGUUAGCAACAUACAGACAUAAUUUUUUCUUAAAAUCGGGACAGUGUGUGGACAUUAAUCGCAAUGGCUCUAAACGUUCAAAGCUGCACUUUUUUGGCGGACCCCAGGUUGGGAACCACUGUUCUAGAUUCCUAGUACUCAUUUCAGUAAGCUUGAUGAGGAAGACACUGAUGAUUUAUUCCUUUUAAAUAACUAAACUAUAUCUGCAGAGAAUCCUAUAAGAAAUUCCAGGACACAUGAAAUACCUCUUCCUGCGAGGCAAGCUAGCUGUUCUCAGCUUGGAUAUAUCUUUCGUGCUGUUAUCUGGAUGGUUUGUAAAAUAUGCCCCAAUGAGGCAGUGACUCAUAAUUUGACAGCCUAAUUUAUUUUUAGGAAAUGCUGAAUUUUGAUUUUAUUGUGGGAAACAGGCGUCAUCAGUUAUGCAUGAAAACAUAAAUCACUGUGGAAACUUGUUUUGCCUUAAUAGCUUAACGUUUUGGUUUUCAUGCAAAGAGAAAUAUGUAAAAGAGGGAAAAAUAUGAAUUAAGCAAUUUUUUAUUUACUUGCAGUUUGUUUGGCGUGCAUUGUUCAUUGUUAUGAUGACACUACCAUAUCGGUUCCCAUGUUCAUUCACACAACUGAAAUGGGAGGAAGUGAGGUCUAUGUAAUGAUCCAGAUGUUUACAACCUUGUUUUGUAUUUUACAUGUACACAAUGUGGUUGGAGUUUGCGUAAUUAUAUCUAUGCAAAACUACAAUGAUUAAUAGGACUGUAAAACAAGGGAUACAUGUAUAAAUGGGAGAAUACUUAUCAGAUCCCCUGCUGUUUUUGCAAGCUCACCUCCUUACACAGACAUGAACUGUCCAUCAUUCAACGGUAGAUUCCUUGUAACAGAUACAGAAUAUCAACAAAAAAACCAAAAAAACUAAAGUAAUGACAGUUUAAAGAUCUAUUUGUAUGUAUGUGAAAGAGUAAAUGUGACUCAGUAUUUGGUGGAGAAACUCUUCUUGCUCCUCUUUACAGAUACUCUCCAGUCAUUUGGCAAUGUGACGUAUCGUUUCCCACCACAGUUUUCUCCUGGACAAAACCCGACGACCACGGCUGCCUCGCAUAUUUACUGUUUGUUUAAAGCAUCAUUUGUGCCAAGGGUUGACUACGUCCAGCCUAAUAAGUUGCUGUUUUCUUUUUUGCAAAAAGACUAACACAAAAAAACUAAUGAACACAAGCUUGAACGGGUAUAAUCUCAGAUUUUAAUCUAAAUAUGCAGCUCAUGUUGACACGUUGAUGCAGUAUGCUGGUGAGACUGUUUCAAAAUCAUUUAUACAUUUCAACACUUAGUAGUUAAUAUCUUGUUAUGUAUCCUUACACACAUGCAACUUCGCAUUUGAAUAAACCUCAAAAUAAAUGACAACAGUCUGGAUAUUUAUAGCAGUUAACAAGCAGAUUGCAAAUUCAAAAGAGAAGAAAGAGAUCAUGACUCCCAUGUCUUCUUUUCCACGGAUUCUUUUUGCUGCUCCGGACUGACUCCAGCAUGAUUUUGUCCUUUUGCACAGCCAGAGAAAAGUCCUUGCUUGACAUGUCACAGUCCGUUAUGUGAAGUCCAUAUUGGAUCUGUUCAGUGCUGCAUCUGUUUCUAGAAUCUGACCAUUUCUUGGUCAUUAAAGAGAAAAGCCUCAACAAAAGCAUUUGAGCCUCGCACACUUAGGACAAAUCAGGGCAAAUGAGACAAUCUCGAACAUGGUCGGGUUGGCUUUGCCUGGGUUUGAAAAAUUGCCAUCCACUUCUUGCCGGUAAGGACACAACUCCUCAUCAAGUUGAUCCAUGUUGGUGGUCAUUUUCAGGAUGUCACACCUGCUCCAGGUGAGUGAAGGUGAGCUUCUCGUAGAGUCCAGUAGGCUUCAGUUUCAGCAGUCAAUAAGUAAAGACAGUGUCAUAGAACUUCAGAAAGUCCUGUUGUACUUUGAUUUUUGUUUGCUUUGUUUCUCCACCAGCUGCUGGUCUGAUAUCCAAAGAAGCUGUCCUGUUUUGGUUACAGUAUCUUAGUUUAGCUUCUGCACUUUAUAGACGUCUGUGAUGCAGAGCUUUGUUUCCUCCAAAACCACACCCAUGUUGUGAAAGAAACACAGUUAAAUCUCUGCUGCAUCUGUUUUUUCUUCAUCCUAAAACUCCUUAGAGCUACAGGAUAGGUCUCCCCGAGUGACCUGAAGUAAGAGGUGGGAGCUGGCCACCUUUCAACGGCUGGAUGAAGCUAUCGGGUUCAAAUGUGAUGCAGAAUUUCAUGCCACUCGAUGUCACACACUAAAACCAUCUUUCCUUUGUUCGAGGCACCUGAUGCUACAGAAAAACACACGGGCUCAGCUUCUUGUGGAGACAGAUCAUCCAAAAUAUUCUGCCAUGUUGGGUCGCAGCACAUUCGUUGUGAUCAUCUCUGCUUUCAUUCGGCAAAAGUGAAUCUUUUUCACCACAUUUGAAUCACUUAAUAACUACGUAGCUGCACUACAUAGUGACUCAAUCUCUUGGCAAUUCGGACACAAGCUGCCUAUUUUUUCCUCGCUGCAAGCCACGUGACUACCGCUGUCACCACGGCAACCACAAUGCACGUCAAGAUGUCAUUCCAAA